Molecule: messenger RNA, 3884 nt
Organism: Pygocentrus nattereri (red-bellied piranha)
Lineage: Eukaryota; Metazoa; Chordata; Actinopteri; Characiformes; Serrasalmidae
Exons: 5
Coding region: 1127-2074 (315 amino acids)
Source: RefSeq, a predicted model, not a curated record
UUCCAAAUGGAACCCCCGCCUCCUUCGCGGGGAACCCCCAAAUGGAACCCCCCGCGGCUUCGUCAGUGGGGACGGGAAGCGUCUCCCUUCCUCUUUCAGCACUUCUUCUGCGUGGUCAGAACCGAACCACAGUCGAGCGCGGUGGAGCUCCGUCCGGCGGCCGAGGGGUGAGACGGCGCUCUCGAUGCCCACAUCUCUCUCCACGGCCAGCCCCGCGCUGCCGCCCAGCUCCGCUCUAAUCACGUCUUCCACAAACGCGACCACGGAGGAACCUUCAGCUUCUCCCGGAGCUCCAUGCAGCCUAAUGUUUCUCCUAGCACGGCCCUCCAGGUCAGUACCUUCAGCGGGAUCGCUCGCAUCUGUGAGCGCGUCUUUAGCGCCAGUGUCCCGGGCUUCUGGGCUUUCGUCUCCGCCAAACUUUCUUCCACCUCGCCCAAGCGCUUCACCGCGUCGUCGAUUCGAGGGACGGUAUCCUGGAGCUUUUGGUGACUUCCGGCUGUGAGUUCGUUUAGUUGUUUUUUAAUGCCUUUCGCGGAAUUCAGCAAGUUCUCUCCUCAGCUCCAGACCUGCUCCUCAGCUCCAGACCUACUCCUCAGCUCCAGACUUGCUCCUCAGCUCCAGACCUGCUCCUGCCGUGACUUCACUCACCACUUUGCGAAUUGAGCUUUAGGGUUGCAGGGUCUUCUUCUCUGGCGGCGCCAUCUUUUGCAUCUUGUCCUGUCCUUCCCUUCUUGGAUUUGGCCUUCCAUCUCUUGCCUUGAUGGGUCGAAUAUGCUAAAUACCGGGGAAUUUAGAGAGGCUGAUGCAGGAGCUGACUUACUAUGCUACCCCACACCGCGCCAACCGGAAGCCCAACCUUCAUGUUUUUGACUGAGAGACUCCUGAUUGUUUCAUCUAAAAAUCUCAAUCACUAUUUAAUUUAUAAUGAAUAUUUAUUAAUAUUUCAAUAAAUGGGUUAGAAGUCAAAGUCUCUCUUUCCCUCUCUCAACCCUCUCUAUCUCUCUGCGAUUAAUGAGGGUCAGUGCGUGUCCUGAUUUGUGUACCUCCCUGGACAGCUGAGUGCUUUCUCUGGUCUCUUAUAGUAAACGUCCUGGCAUGUGUACGGAUUCUAUUGAUUCGUUGAGUCAUGAAGUCUUGCAUGACUGAGUUCUUUGUUGUCUGUGUCUUCCUGAUGACCAUAUUCACUGCAGCGUCUCAUUCAGCUGUACCCUCAGUGAAAGUGAAGCGUCAUAGCUCUGCUACACUGCCCUGCUCUUUCCGUUGUUCUGGUUCAGUUACGUGGAAGACCGUACAGAGGCCAGGUGAUUCUCUAGGUCACUGUGGUUCAGAGCACGCUUCAUGCUGGCUGCAGGAGGGAUAUCAGAUGUCCCAUGAAAAAUACCAAACAGGCAAUCUCUCUCUCACCAUCACUGACGCAGAUUUUAGGAACAGAGGCCUCUACACAUGCCAGUGUGAUGGUAAAGAAGUGUGCAGUGUCCAGCUUCUGAUCGAAGUACUGAAUACUUCACUUCGACUGAACUCUGAUGAAUCCCUGGUCCUGGAUUUGGAGAUACCGGAGGAAGUGGAGGUCAUUUAUAACAGUACAGGUGCAGAUGGACCAUUCAGUGGUCAGAUCUGUACAGUGGAUGGACGUUCAUUACGGUGUAAACCUGAAUAUAAACAGAGAGUGUCAACUGCUCUUAAGCUGAGAGCAGUGACUCCUUCUGAUAGUGGGGUUUAUACUGUAAUGGACAAAAGGAACGAAGAGGUCAUUCACACCUACGCGGUGAUAGUGGAGUCAGCAGGAGGAAGUGAUAAAGUGAAAGAUGACCAGCCAGAUCACUGCCCAGAUAAAGGAGCUGGUGAACCAAUGUGGCCUCUUAUCAUUCCACUUGCUGUGAUCAUGGGAUUUUUAGUGUCGGUGAUUUUUUGGCAGAUAAGGAAAAUUAAGCAGCUCCAGAUGAAGAUUGCACUAAAUGCAACUGUUGAUAAAGGACGUGAAGGAGCACCUGGAGCAGAGUACACUGAGGAGCCGCUGCGACAGCAACAAGAGAUGGUGGACAGGCCUCCUGGACAGUGGACAGGCGCUCUGUAACUGAAUCGUCUGUUUAGACAUUAAAAUGAAUCAGACCGAGUGAUUAAGCUCUAAACUGAAUAGAGCUGGAGCUCCAGUAAACAGAACAUCUGCAGUAAAAACCCUCAGACAGAUGGUUCUUUACCGGAAGGAGCUCUGCAUCACACUUGAAAGUGGUAAUGGAAUCUGUCCACAUGGACUUCAUCAUAUUCAUGACCAUUUACAACGAUACAUGAUGAAGAUUCACGGGUUCUACACUAAUAAAGGCCAUACAGCACAGGCCAAAAAUCACACAAAUGUAAAAUAUAGCAGAACAUAUUAAAAAUAAGACCAAAAUAGAAAUGUAAACAAUAAACUAAGAAACGAAUGAGGUCAAGGUAAAAUUAGUAGUAAAAAUUGAAAUAUAGAAAUGAAAAGUACUAAAAAGCGAUUAAAGAUUAGAACACAAAUUGUGUGUCUUCGGCUGCCUCUUGACAUGAUUGCUUGAUCUCAGUUUAUAAUUUAUUCCAUUAAUUUGCUGCAUAAAAGCUACAGAAGCAGUUCAGUACAUGUACAACAGUGUAACAGUACAGCACCUUGAGAGACCCCAUUCUCAUGUGAGACUUAUUUGCUGAUUUUUCCUCGGCUUUUAAUAAGAUGCAGCCUCACAUUUUGAUUGAGCGGUUGGCUUCUUAUUUUGUUCUACCUGAUCAGCUGUUGGUGGUGCUUUUAGAUUUUUUGACUGAUAGAAUUCAGCAAGUUUGGGUGAAUGGCCGUAUGUCUAGUACUAUGGUCUCGAACACAGGCGCACUUCAAGGUUGUGUCCUUUCUCCCUUGCUUUUCAUCAUGUAUACAGACAGCUGCAGGAGUUUUAGAGAGGGCAGCUGUCUUGUAAAAUUUUCUGAUGACACUGCAUUAUUAUCUUUUCUUCAGGGUUCAGGGUCAGAUCAUGGUUGUGCUCUUCCAGCUGUUGUUACGUGGUGUGAUGAGCACUUUCUUGACCUUAAUGUGUCAAAAACUAAGGAAUUAAUAACUGAUUUCAGGCAAAACAAAAAGGAACCAAGAGCUAGUGUCAUACAUGGAAAAGAGGUACAGAUUGUGGACACAUAAGUACCUGGGGACAGUAUUCGAUUCUCAACUUAAAUUUGAUGCGAAUACAGAGCUGGUUGUUAAGAAGGGUCAACAAAGAGCUCAUUUAUUGCGUAAACUGAAUUCCUUUCAUGUUUGUCAUUCAGUGUUGUGUAGUUUUUACCAGGCUUUUAUUGAAAGUGUCUUAACCUUUUUGUUUAUUUGUUGGUUUAAUGGGCUGUCGGUGAGGGACAAGAAUAGCCUGAAAGGCAUUGUAAAAAUUUGUUCAAAGAUAAUUGGAGUUCAACAGAGAGACCUGGUCUCCCUGUGGGAGAAACGAGUGGCUCAGAAAGCAAAAGGAAUCAUCACUCAGGGUGAUCAUGUUUUGUCCAGUGAAUUUACGGUAAUGCCGUCAGGUCGGCGUUAUAUUACGCCCUUCAGUAGAACAAAUCGCUAUUCCAAAUCUUUUAUUCCUUCUGCUAUCAAGCUGUUAAAUGUGGAUAAUAGUCUUUUUAAAUGAUAGCUACAUUGUGUUUGUGUGUAUAUGUGUAUAUGUGUAUAUAUGUAUAGUUGUGUGUGUGUGUGUGUGGACGAGAAGGCUGCAAAUGAAUUGCCCUCUGGGGACUAAAAGUACUGUGAACUGUGAACAGGCUGUAUGUUAUAUGUGCUUAUUCAAUAUUUAGGUGUUAAGUUAUACAGUGCUGCUAAUAUUUGUGGGAGUUUGUCGUGUAUUAUAAAAGCCAGAUGUAGUCUGGGAUAUAAAAAUAAAAUACUGGAAUAUUGA